Messenger RNA from Arachis ipaensis, 1211 nucleotides. The record is from RefSeq and is a predicted model, not a curated record. NCBI's taxonomy places the organism in Eukaryota, Viridiplantae, Streptophyta, Magnoliopsida, Fabales, Fabaceae.
GGCACUUAUAUUACGGCGGUUUUAAAGAACCGCCGUAAUAUCCAGACGUUAUGGCGUUUUUGGUUGUUGCCAUAAUUAACUGUGUAUUUAAUGGCAGUUCUGGUGAUUAUGGCGGUUUUGAACCGCCAUUAUCCCACAUAUAUAAAAGGAAAAAGUGCAAUCCUUAACUGAAACACUGUGCAUAUACACACGAUGGCUCGCUCAAUCUCCCUUCUAUCUCUCCCUCGUCCUCGUGCUCAAUCCAUCGCUACCGCCACUUUCACCCUCCACCAUCGCUUCCUCUUCAACAGAAUCAAAGGUUCCAAGCCACCACCUUGUUUCCCCAUUGUAUGACGAUAGCGGAUCUCCUUUCAGAUCUCGAAUCUUCUCCGGUGACAUAUCCUCCGGCGACGACCUCCUUUGGCCACAUCUCUUCCCAUGGUAAUCUCCUCCGGUGAUGUCACCUCCAGCUUCCUCUCCUUUCCAUCCUAGCUCUGCGCCUUCUUUGCCAAAAUCCUCAGCGCCUCCCUCAGCGUCUUUUUCGAUGACAUCUCUCUAUUGAAGAUCUGUAAAUCUAAGCCAUCACAAACAGAAUAAGCACAACUCUCCCCUGCUUCCUCUGUUCUUCUUUGGCAGAAAAUUUAUGGGAGAAAGCCCUGGUGAGUGAAGCAUCAAUUUUCUUCUUAAUUUGUUAUUCUUUGGUUCAUUUAUGGCAACACUAACUAACUGGAACCUGAUUCUCCGGUUAUCCAGAGAGAACUGCGGUGAAAAGAUAGAUGAAUUUCUUAAGAGAUGCUUCUACCAUUCUGGUCAGUAUGACUCUCAGGAAAACUUUGCAGCACUGGACAAGAAGCUUAAGGAACAUGAGAAUGGGAAAGCUUCUAAUCGCCUGUUCUAUCUAUCAAUUCCUCCAAACAUAUUCAUAGAUGCUGUAAAAUGUGCCAGUUUAUCAGCAUCUUCUGGUAAUGGUUGGACAAGAGUCAUUGUUGAGAAGCCUUUUGGUCGAGAUUCAGAAUCUUCGGCUGCUUUAACAAAAUCGCUCAAGCAGUAUCUUCGUGAGGAUCAAAUUUUCAGGUUUUCUACCUAAACCGAUUAUGUAAUCUACUUCACAAAGGAGCUACAAGUAGAUGACUCGUCACUUUACAGGUCAGUAAUUUUAAGUUAUCUGAUAACUUUACUUUUAACUAACACAUUCUUAUUUUGGUCAAAACAAUAAAUGAGACUCUUUUGGC